UAGUUUUUGCCCUCCAAAUAUUAGAGCCAAUGACGCUGCUGCUCUCUCUUGCCCUCUCUCUCCUAAUUUCCUAAUCCCAGAGGAGCCCGUAGCUGCAGAAACCCUAAUUUUUUUUAUUUUUUAUUUUAAAUUUAUUUCUUGCGAUAUUUUGGCUUUACCCUCUGUGACUUUCGUAUCACCAAUCAUCAUCGUGUUGAUGCUAAGCUUUCUUAUUUUGUUUUUUAAGCUUAGGGUUUUUGCAAAGCAUAUGCAAAAUCGAAGCUUUGGGGUUGGGUUUCGUAGUGAAUUAGGUGCUGCUCGAUCUCUGGGUUGCGUUUUGUAGUUAGUUUUCGCUGUUAAUUCUAAAAUUGCAUCUUAGCUGAGCUCGCUUUCAUGCUGUUUUUUUUAUUAUUGAUCAAGUGUCUGAUUAAGGAAAAAGAUAAGAAAAAGAAAUGUAUGGAAGAGCUGGUCUUGAUCGAUUCAAGAAAGCUCAAUCCUUGGAACCAUUCUCGGUGACUCUCAACAGUUCCGCCUCCAAAUCCAAUACCCACUUGUCCCCUAACCCUAAGGCCUCACUUUCAAACCCCACCGCGCAGCAGCACCAACAACCUCAUGUUUCUCAAGAGGUGGGGCAGACGCAACAGCUAACUCAGGUGGGAGGAGGCCAAUCGACUUGGCAACCACCCGACUGGGCCAUUGAGCCUCGUCCGGGAGUCUAUUACCUCGAGGUUUUGAAGGAUGGAGAGGUUCUUGAUAGGAUUAAUCUAGAUAGGAGGCGGCAUAUCUUUGGUAGGCAGUUUCAUACUUGUGAUUUCGUUCUUGAUCACCAGUCGGUUUCACGCCAGCACGCGGCUGUCAUUCCUCAUAAGAAUGGAAGUAUAUAUGUACUUGAUUUGGGAUCUGCUCACGGUACAUUUGUUGCAAAUGAGCGCUUAACUAAAGAUAGUCCUAUGGAGCUUGAAGUGGGGCAGUCUUUGCGGUUCGCUGCAUCAACAAGAACAUAUAUCUUGAGAAAGAAUGAAGCGGCUCUUUUUCCUCGGCCUCCUCUGCCUACAGAGAUUAAUUUACCGCCGCCUCCUGAUCCGUCUGAUGAAGAAGCUGUAGUGGCUUAUAACACACUUCUGAAUCGUUAUGGUCUGAGCAAGCCUGGCCUACUGUCUAAAUCCAUUGAAUCUGAUGGCUCAGAAGCGGGAAGAGAUGACAGACAGCAAUUAGAGAGGCCUAGUAAGAGAAAAAAGAAGCUAAGAGUGGCUUUCCGGGAUCAAGUUGGGGGAGAGUUGGUUGAAGUCGUUGGGGUUUCUGAUGGUGCAGAUGUUGAAACUGAACCUGGUCCAGUAGGCAUGAAAGAAGGAAGUCUUGUUGGAAAAUACGAGUCCCUUGUACAGUCUACAGUAAUUCCCAAAGGAAAGCCACAGUCCUCUGUGAAGGAGGACACUACUUCCCAGAAAGGGGUGACUCAUAAGCUACAGGAAGUCUUGAAUAAGGUCAAAACCACUUCAAAAAGUGGGAUUUAUGAUGAUCUCUAUGGGGAAUCAUUUUCUGGAAAAGUAGGUUUUUCCUGGGCAUAUCCCUCUGUUAGUUCUGGUGGUAGACCGGAUUCUGCUAUUAAAGACAUCCAAGGGAAGGCAUCUAGUGGGAAUUCAGGUAAUGUUGAUGAUGAGAAUGAUGACGAUUUAUUUGGUGACUAACUGAUGUGAGCUGAAUCGGAUGUGGAAGGCUUUGUUGUUUUCCUGUUGUUGGGUUUGAUAAUGUGAUUGAGUUUUGAGAAGCUGGAUUUCCUCGAAAUUAUGUGAAACUGCUUGCUUCCCUUGAAAAUGGGAAAAUAUGUUGUAAUUCAUCAACAAAUUUUCUGCAUGGCCAUCCAGGCUCAAUGGUUCUUAAAUCUCCAAGACAGUUUAUAACCAAAGGCUGGGACUCUGAACUUGUAUUUUACCCAAGAGGCGGAAAGAAUUGUAUUUUUUGCUGUUUUCUGCUUA
This is a messenger RNA of Juglans microcarpa x Juglans regia, 1955 nucleotides long. Its product is annotated as protein phosphatase 1 regulatory inhibitor subunit PPP1R8 homolog. Gene Ontology annotation, molecular function: protein binding; mRNA binding. The coding region runs from base 432 to 1667 and encodes 411 amino acids. Lineage: Eukaryota; Viridiplantae; Streptophyta; Magnoliopsida; Fagales; Juglandaceae. The transcript has 2 exons. The record is from RefSeq and is a predicted model, not a curated record.